Messenger RNA from Salvia miltiorrhiza (redroot sage), 2002 nucleotides. RefSeq names its product CBL-interacting serine/threonine-protein kinase 1-like. Gene Ontology annotation, molecular function: ATP binding; protein kinase activity. Bases 467 to 1840 code for a protein of 457 amino acids. Lineage: Eukaryota; Viridiplantae; Streptophyta; Magnoliopsida; Lamiales; Lamiaceae. Gene Ontology annotation, biological process: protein phosphorylation; signal transduction. The transcript has 12 exons. The record is from RefSeq and is a predicted model, not a curated record.
GGAUGUAAAGGAAUAUUUUAUAGGAUAAAGAAAAUUAUUUUAAUUUUUUUGGAACAACUGAUCUUCUCCAGGUGCAAGUAAGAAAUGGAAUUUUAUAAUUGAAUUGAAUACUAAAUUGCAACGUUUGACGUGUUGAGAAAUCGAGAAUGGGUGAAAAAGUGAAAUUGCGGAGAAUAAAAGACGAAGCUUCCAAGUUCCAAGGUCCAAAAUGAAGGAUUGGAAUGGGUCAUGUGAUUUCGUGUGGGCAGCAUUUUUAAUAAUUUAAUUUGUGAUGCUUGCGUUGCGUGUCUCUACUAAAAACGUUUUAAAUCAAGGAAUAGAGAUAUUGUAUUUUAGAAACAGGAGUCAAUAAUAAAUACUCCUACAUCUACAUGUGGGUUUGUUUGGAUAGGAUAGGUGGGAAUGAGAAGUAUAUAGAGAUAGUCUCGUCGUCGUCGUUAUUAUAUUUUUAUUUUUGCUAUCGAUUAUGGUAUUGCUGCACGCGGGCAGAGGAUCGGGAUCAAGAGGAGAAGAAGAAGAAGAAAUCGGAAGAAAGAGACUGGGCAAGUACGAGGUGGGAAGGACAUUGGGAGAAGGCAACUUCGGGAAAGUCAAAUACGCCAGAAACGUCGAAUCCGGUGAAUCCUUUGCCAUCAAGAUUUUGGAGAAGAACAGAAUCGUCGACCUCAACAUCACCGAUCAGAUAAAGAGGGAGAUUGGCACCUUAAAACUCCUCAAGCAUCCAAAUGUUGUCAGAUUACAUGAGGUCCUAGCAAGCAAGGCCAAGAUAUACAUGGUCCUCGAGUAUGUGAAUGGUGGUGAACUUUUCGACAGAAUUGCGUCAAGAGGAAAAUAUUCCGAAGCUCAAGGCAGGAAGCUCUUUCAACAGUUAAUUGAUGGUGUUACUUACUGUCAUAAUAAAGGCGUUUAUCAUAGAGAUCUCAAACUAGAAAAUGUGUUGAUUGAUGAAAGUGGACUCAUUAAGAUCACAGAUUUUGGCCUUAGUGCAUUGCCUCAACAUUUUAGGGAUGAUGGGUUGUUGCAUACAACUUGCGGAAGUCCAAACUAUGUUGCCCCUGAAAUUCUAUCAAACAAAGGAUAUGAUGGUGCAACUUCAGAUACAUGGUCUUGUGGUGUCAUCCUCUAUGUUAUACUCACAGGAUACCUUCCCUUUGAUGACCGGAAUCUCGCAGUACUCUAUCAGAAGAUUUUCAAGGGAGAUGCUCAGAUACCAAAAUGGCUUUCUCCGGGAGCCAAAAAUCUAAUAAAGAGGAUUCUUGAUCCCAACCCACAUACCAGGAUAAGCAUGCACGAUAUAAAGGAUCAUGGCUGGUUCAAACAAGACUACACUCCUUUAGGUCCUGAUGAAGAAGAUUGUGCUUGCACAGAAGAUGAACUAUCAUCUGUACAUGAUAUAACUACAGAAGCAGAAAGGGAUCCAGACUCGCCCUAUGUAAUCAAUGCCUUUCAGCUGAUUGGAAUGUCCUCGUGCCUUGACCUUUCUGGCUUCUUUGAGAAAGAGGUUGUUUCUGAGAGGAAUAUCAGGUUUACAUCAAAUCACUGUCCAAAAGAAUUACUGGAGAGAAUUGAACAUACAGUUGUAGAAAUGGGAUUUCAUGUGCAGAAGAAAAACGGAAAGUUGAAAGUCACGCUAGAGCUCAAAGAUCAGAAAGCACCAGCAAUUCUCUCAGUGGCUGCAGAAGUUUUCGAGAUAAGUCCAGCCUUUUAUGUGGUUGAGCUGCGGAAAACAUGUGGUGAUUCAACAGUUUACAGAGAGUUGUGUGCCAAACUAUCUAAUGAGUUGGGUGUAUCACAAAGCCAAGUGCAGCUCAACGAUUGUGGCCUACAAACUGCAGGAUAACAAGCUGCUUUAAUUAGCUAGGACUACAAGAUUGCUUGUAGAUCAUUCGAUCGUAAAUCUUAAUGAAGCUAUAGCGACUCUGUACAGGAUAAACAUGUUGUGUUCGUGUAUAAUAAACCCCAACCCCAUGAAGGAAAUGUGAUGCUUGAGACUUGAGACUAA